Nothobranchius furzeri (turquoise killifish) is the source of this 3000-nucleotide messenger RNA. NCBI's taxonomy places the organism in Eukaryota, Metazoa, Chordata, Actinopteri, Cyprinodontiformes, Nothobranchiidae. The record is from RefSeq and is a predicted model, not a curated record.
AUGGACACAGCUACGGGUGAAACGGUUUCUGGAUUUGUGUUGUGUCCUGAAUCCCCGACUGCUUCUCUUUUCUUUCCAGAAUACGCUAAGCGAGUGUACCAAGGUGUCCGAGUGAAGCACACAGUCAAAGACCUGCUGGCGGAGAAGCGAUCACGACAGACAAACGGGCCCAGAUACAACGGAGGAUCUACCACCCCACCUUCAUUUGUUCAGAUGCCAGGAACACACGUGCUACCCAGCUACUACAGCAUGAGACGUUCCUUCUUAUCCGACACAGACUUCUGCCCGUCCACUAAGCAGUUCCCCCCUGAUGUUUAUUCUUCCACUCUUGGAGGGAAACCUCUGGGCUGUGAAUCUUCCGCCAUGACUAGCUACUCCUCCCUCAUCGACAGCUACUACCCAGAAACCUUUGGGGAUUACCGCAGCGCCGCCACCUUUUCCAGCUCUGGAAGUUCAUUUCUGCCCUCGUCGGCCAUAUCGUCCCUGUUGCCACCUUUCAGUGGAGAAUCAUCACAUUUAUAUCUGAGGGACUCGUGGGAGCAGUCUGGUCCUGAGCCAGUGUCCCAGGUUGAAGCUCUUUGUCCAGAAGGCCUGGCCCCUGUCAGCGUCCCCCCCUCGAUGCCCAGCCCGGAACCCCCAGGCAGCCCCUCCCAGUACCCCUCACCCAGCCGUGGUUCCUCCAUGGUCCCCUCAGCCAGCAGCCAGUCCUACACUCUUCACCCCCUGGAGGAUGUCCACUACCACCCUCUAACCUCCAGCAGCCCCUACUCUGUGCCUUCCUCCUCCUUCCCCUGCCCCCCCUACAUGAGCAGUCCUGUCAGUGACCUGGUGUCCAAGAUGGUGGCGGAGGAGGUGUCCGAAGGCCACGGCAGCCUCCCUACCAGCACCGAGGCCCACUCGUCCUGGGGCAAGGAGGACGGAGUGAGCGCAUGGUCACCCUAUGAGAUCCGGAGGGCUUACUGACUGCUUCAAACGACAGAGAGGAGAAAACUUCACAGACAUUAAAACAAAGGCAGCACACACCCGCUCUCUGAGAGGCCCUUUGGUGGACAAAGCUUUGCUUUUUUCCUCAUGAGUCUAUUCUUUGGUGUGUUGAUAAAACAGCAUCACCAGCUGACCAACACCACCAGCUGGUGAUAGAGCAAAGACACGGAGAUGAGUCGGUUUUGAAAGACACGGACACCGUGGCGCUGAAACACAACCAAAAGUACUCAGGAUUGAAUAAAAGACUGAAACUAAAACAAAAAUAUUAAAGAAUGAAGUAAACAAUCUACUAUUAUCGUGUCUGAACUGAGGGUUAAAGGUCAUGUGACUAUGCUGCCUUUUGAAGACAAACUCUAUUUUAUAUCUGCUUUUUAUUGUAACACAUAGACAGAAAUCUGAUACUGAGUAGAGUUUUUGGUCUCUCGUUUUUAAAAUCUCACUUUAUCCGUGACCUACAGACAGAUCCUGUAACAGAUUCUCCAGAAUCAGGACAAAAUGCUGUUAGUGUUUAGAAAAACGGAAUAAAACAGAUUUUAUCCUUUAUACUGGAACUGCAGGUCAGCAUUUUGUUGUGGACACGAUUAAAGGGGAACGGGAGAAGUUUGAUCAUUCGUUUGGUUUUAAAUUAUAAAAAAGUUAAAGAAAAUGACUUUAAUAUUCUAAUUUAACCUCUAAUAACAUCAAUAACCCAUUUGGUGGUUUAACACAUUAAGCAUUUAGAUCUCAGACCUCCACAGCUCUUAACUAUACGCUGAUAUUUAUUUAAAGAUUUGUGUGUUCUCUGAGUUCUUGUGCAUUUAUAUUGUGUGGAGUUUCUUUUCCCUUCUUUAUAUCAAGUUGUCACCUAAAUAUUUGAGGCAUGUUUCUUUGAUCAAAGUCUGUUUUGUCUGGUCUCUGCAGCAUAACGGGUUUAAACAUCACAACAAACGCUGCAUGUCUUAACAAUGUUAGACAGGGCCAAACGUCCAAAGUCUGGUCUUAUGUAGAGCGGUCUGUUGAUCCCUGGUACUCGUGCAUUACCAUGUUUUAAUCUCAUUGUUUAUUGGAUUUCAUUUUUUAAAUAAAAUAAGUAAAACACAUUUUAACCUGGAACUUUAAUUGACCAAGUAAAGCCUCUUUUGGGUAAAAUCAGCUUCAGAAUCCAGGAGAUGUUUUUGUCCAGCAGAUGGCGCCGCUGAGCUGCCAGAGGAGCCUGCGCCCAGGAGGAGCAGCCGCGAGUCGGGAAAACUUCGGGAGGACAGGAGACAAAGAAACAUAUACAUGGAAUAAUCUGAAUCAAACGUAAUAAGCUAGUCGUGUGCAAAAAUAUAAUAACAUGGCAGGAAUAAACACAAAUAUAUAAAAAAAAUGUUCUUUUGCUGAGUGGAAAAAAUAAUAAACAACUAAUAGUUCUUUAAUAACGUUUAUUAAAAUGUUCUAAUUAAUAAGUGGGAGUUAAUUCUGCAUUUCGGGUUACAAGAAGACUUUAAGAUGACUCGGUGACAUAAGAGUUAAACAUAAAUCACACGUUUAGUUUGUUCACAUUAUUAUUUCAUCAGAUUUUAUUUAUAUCAUUAAAAUUAUUCUCUAAAGGGGUCAAUACAGAGUUAUUCAUUAUAAAUAACUAUUAUUUUAAAAAGUUAGAACCAAAUCUAAAGGAAUUAAUAAUCUGAUUAAAAAAUUAUGAAUAGCUAAAUUCAUAAAGCACAGCUGAAUGUUCUCAGUGGUGAGGAUGAGAAAUUAUUAAUUAUUAUUUUCCUUUUAAACAACUUUAAAGCUUUAUUCCUGCGCUGUGCUACUGAUUUACCUGCAGCCUGCUGCAGCAGGUGAGAGCACCUGGGACCUGCUGAAGGCCUGCAAAGAUGGCCGCCGAUCUUUGCCACGCCCCCUUCUAACCCACUUUAAUGCGUUUUAUCCGUUUUUAAAAGUUACUAUAUAUUAUAGCCUGAAUGGUUACUGUCUAUACUUUACCCAUAACCGUCUAAUGGUAGAUUUAGGGUGAAAAUCGCUUCUAAAGCUGCGUAAACGACGCAUCCG